AUGUCAUUUUCGGCAGCUAAGGUUUGCUCGAAAAUCGCCGUCCCUGUGGAUAUUUUGUUGUGUGCAAAAUACCUACUCCAUUUGCGCAGCCUCAUCAUCUCCGCAGCGCAGGCAAUGGCUCCAAAACAGCCAAAUUCUGGUAUCUUUGUGGGUUUGAACAAAGGUCAUAUAACGACAAGGAAAGAGCUUGCACCCCGCCCUUCUGACAGAAAAGGGAAAACCAGUAAACGAGUACACUUCGCUAGAAGUCUCAUCAGGGAGGUUGCUGGAUUUGCUCCAUAUGAGAAGAGAAUCACUGAGCUUCUCAAAGUUGGGAAAGACAAACGUGCGCUGAAGGUGGCAAAGAGAAAGUUGGGGACCCACAAGAGGGCUAAGAAGAAGCGUGAGGAGAUGGCAUCUGCUCUCAGAAAGAUGAGGGCUGCUGGUGGUGGAGAGAAGAAGAAAUAG
Messenger RNA from Striga hermonthica, 447 nucleotides. NCBI's taxonomy places the organism in Eukaryota, Viridiplantae, Streptophyta, Magnoliopsida, Lamiales, Orobanchaceae. The record is from the annotation of a GenBank genome assembly.